Molecule: messenger RNA, 330 nt
Organism: Adineta ricciae
Lineage: Eukaryota; Metazoa; Rotifera; Eurotatoria; Adinetida; Adinetidae
Source: the annotation of a GenBank genome assembly
AUGCAGCUUAUCGUAUUAUGUUUUCUCUUUUAUUUAGUAGUUUUUACAUUAACAAUGAAUGUUACAUCUAUGUCUACAAUAAUUGGAAAUACUGACCAUGAAGGACAUCGAUCUAUUAUUGCCCAGCGUUUACGAGCUCCGUUAAUGGGCCGUUCAAUAUCACCAGUGACUAUCACAAUGACAACAGUAAACGGCGAUAUUAACCGCGUUGAUAGUAAUGGUGAUAAUAGCGAUGAGGAACUUUUAUUGGGUAAACGACGACACAGUUUUGCGAUAUUGGGUCGACGCAGAUGGGUCACUUCGAAGAAAAGAGGGCCACUUUUUGGAUAG